This is a messenger RNA of Phasianus colchicus (ring-necked pheasant), 1245 nucleotides long. NCBI's taxonomy places the organism in Eukaryota, Metazoa, Chordata, Aves, Galliformes, Phasianidae. The record is from RefSeq and is a predicted model, not a curated record.
AUGGACCGUCCCCAGCGGAUCGUCCCCAGAACAGUGACCCAACGGGGUGCCCCCAGAACCCCGCCGCCGCCGCCCCCCGCCGGGUUCUGCUGCAGCUGCCGCGCGACCGGCGCCGCUCCGCACCCCCGGGAUCCGCCGAGCCGCAGCCCCGCACCGCAGCCCCGCGGCGCGGCCGUCGACCGCCGGCGCCCGCCGCCUCCGGACGGUUCGGAGCCCCCCGGCGUGGCCGAGGCGCUGGGCUCCGUGCUGGCGUCGUGUCACAUCGGCGGCGCCGCGCCGGACUCCGCCAUCGACCGCUCCUUCAUCGCCGCCGGGUUGGCCGCGCGGACGCUGGAGAAAUUCCUGAGCCACCGCCCGGCGCGAGCGCCGAGCCCGGCCGGCACCGACACCGACAGCGGCACCGGCAGCGGCACCGACACCGGCGGCAGCGGCAGCGACGGCGACGGCGAGGCGGGCGGGCUGCGCGGCCGGCACGGAGCGGGGCCGAGCGACGGAGCUCCGGGGUCGCGGGGCCGGGGGGCGGCGUGGCGCGCCGUGCGGAGCUGCUGCGCCGCCGUCGAGGUGCUGAGCGGCGCCGAGCGCCGGGAGCAACGCCGGGACGACGAGAUCCGCGCCGAGCACGGAGGGCUCCGAGCGUCGCCGAGCCGCGGUAACGCGGUGCAGGGCUGCCGGGCCCGGCCGGAGCGGCGGGACGAACGGCAUCGCCGCGGGUACCGGGACGGCACCGAGCCCUGCGCCUGCUGCACGGCCGAAGGCGGAGGAGCGCCGCACCGCGAGGGACGGCAGAGACCCCCGGCGCUGCCGUGCCACGCCGCCCCCCCGCAGCCCCCCGCGCACCCGCACGGCUGCGCCUGCAUCGCCCCGCGGCGCCACCGCGAGCGGCGCGUCGUCGCCACCGGGAGCACCGAGAGCGCGGAGAUGGGGGGCGGCGUUCGGACCCCCCCGGAGCGCCGCCUCCAGCCCCACCACCGGGAGCCCCCCCGGCAGAGCCGCCACGGCCCCCCCCUUCGCUGCCAGGAGAUGAACGCGGUGCAGCUCAUCACCAAAAGCUUCGAGCUGCGGGCGCAGCGCGACGCCGCCCGCGCCGAGAGAGACGGGCAGCGCUGUGCCCCCCCCGGGGGGGGGGGAAGGUUCUGCUGCUGCUGCUGCUGCUGCUGCGCUGGGGGGCACCGGGGGGGGGGUAUCCCCAUGUCCUUGUAUCUCCCUGGUAUCCCCAUGAUGUCCCACGUCCCCACGUCCCCCUGA